Perca flavescens (yellow perch) is the source of this 2302-nucleotide messenger RNA. It is a transcript of the gene pgm3, whose product is annotated as phosphoglucomutase 3. The record is from RefSeq and is a predicted model, not a curated record. Gene Ontology annotation, biological process: UDP-N-acetylglucosamine biosynthetic process; carbohydrate metabolic process; hemopoiesis. Bases 110 to 1747 code for a protein of 545 amino acids. NCBI's taxonomy places the organism in Eukaryota, Metazoa, Chordata, Actinopteri, Perciformes, Percidae. Gene Ontology annotation, molecular function: magnesium ion binding; phosphoacetylglucosamine mutase activity. The transcript is spliced from 13 exons.
GAACUGUUAGCCACGUCCUCAGCGGGAAGCAUAUAUAAGGUGGGAAGAAGAAACCAGGAAGCGUUACGUGACAAUACUUCACUGCUAAACAUUCAGAAAACAAACCAUUAUGCCCCAGUUUAAGGAAGUAUCAAAGCAGUCUAGUCUGCACCCCAAACCUGCAGGGUUGGUUUUGCAGUAUGGUACCGCUGGUUUCAGGACCAAUGCCAAACAGCUGGACCACAUCAUGUUUAGGAUGGGACUGCUGACCACUCUCCGCUCCAAAAAGACCAAAGCCACCAUUGGAGUCAUGGUCACCGCAUCACACAACCCUGAGGAGGACAACGGGUUGAAGCUGGUUGACCCCAUGGGAGAGAUGGUGACGCCGACAUGGGAGGGCUACGCCACCCAGCUGGCCAAUGCUGAGCAGGAAGAUUUGCUCGCUGCUCUGCAGGACAUUAUAGAGAAGGAGGCCAUAAACAUGAGCCAGGAAGCUAAUGUGUUUGUGGGCAAAGACACCAGGAGCAGCAGUGCCAGCCUUUCACAGGCAGUACUGGAUGGAGUAUCUGCACUCGGUGGUCACAGCAAAGACUAUGGUUUGGUGACCACCCCACAGCUCCACUACAUGGUUUGCUGUCAGAACACACAGUGUAAAUACGGAGAAGCCACAGUGGAAGGAUACUAUAAGAAACUCUGCCAAGCUUUCAUUCAGCUCACGAAAAAUGCGUCCAAUUGUACAGACGACCAGAAGCACCUCACUGUGGACGGCGCUAAUGGUAUUGGGGCCCUAAAGUUGCGUGAGAUGGAGAGUCAACUGAAGAAGGAGCUGCAUAUAUCGCUGUUCAACGAUGGCAGUAAAGGAAAGCUCAACCACCAGUGUGGGGCUGACUUUGUUAAAGUGCAGCAAAAACCUCCAACAGGCAUUAAGAUGAACCCAGGGGAGCGUUGCUGUUCCUUUGACGGUGACGCUGACCGAAUAGUUUACUACUACGCUGACUCCGAAGGACAAUUUCACCUGCUGGAUGGAGACAAAAUUGCUACUCUCAUCAGCAUUUUCCUUAAAGAGCUGCUCACACAGGCUGGUCUGGACUUGGAGAUGGCAGUGGUGCAAACUGCUUAUGCUAACGGAAGCUCAACAAACUAUUUGGAAGACACAUUGAAGGUGAUAGUGAGGUGUUCUAAAACUGGAGUGAAGCACCUUCAUCGCGCAGCCCAGGAGUUUGAUAUUGGUGUGUACUUCGAGUCCAACGGUCAUGGAACUGUGUUGUUCAGUAAAGCAGCUGAAGAGAAGAUCCAGCAGCUAGCUGAGAACUCCAGCAUCAAUGACGAGAGGAAGAGAGCAGCUCUCCUGCUGCAGAACACUGUCAACGUCAUCAACCAGACUGUAGGUGAUGCCAUUUCUGACAUGCUGCUGAUCGAAGCCAUAUUAGCCAUCAAGGGUAUGACUAUCCAGCAGUGGGACGCCAUCUACAGUGACCUGCCAAACAGGCAGCUCAAAGUCAAGGUGUCGGACCGCAGGAUGAUAGACACCACAGACGCAGAGAGACGGGCAGUGAGCCCAGCAGGACUGCAGGAGGCCGUCAACACUUUAGUGAAGAAUUACAGAGAGGCUCGCUCCUUUGUAAGACCCUCUGGUACCGAGGAUCUGGUGAGAGUUUACGCCGAGGCAGAAACACAGGAGAAUGCUGAUGCCCUGGCACAUGACGUCAGCCUUGCGGUUUAUCGUCUCGCUGGAGGAGUGGGGGGUGAACCCAAACCAUUGCACUAGAAACACAUACACACAAUCCUACAACAUCAGCUAAUCAAUAGGUGCUUUUUGAACGCAAUCUCAGUUGACAGCAUCUUUCUCUAAAGUUGUAUUUUGUCAAAAUUGCUUAAUUUCAGUGAGGUGCCAAAUUAUUUUGUACUGUUAAUUGCACUCUAGUUCUCUAUUUUUUUGUAUUUGUCAUCAUUGUGAAUAUAUGGGAUGCACUGGGGAGGGGCAAUGAAUUGACUUUAUGCUACUUAACUCAUGGCCAGUUAUUAUCUCUAUCAGGCUGCCAGUAAAUUAUGGGUUUCUGUGUAAUAUAAACUUGAUACAUAAACUGUAUAUAUGCCAUAAUUAAUCAAUUGUAUUUUCACACAAAUUAAGGUUUUCAAUUAACUUUUGGUUAUCUUGUAUCUUCCUACUAAAUGGAAUCUUUUUGACCGGUUACUGUAGGUAAUUUCUUUGCUUUAUGAGUGACAUACCAAGUUUAGAGGGGUGUUGUAAUAAUUAUUCUUCCCUUGAAUGUCCGUUGGAAAGCCUUUGCUGCUUUGGUUUUAAUAAAUUGUGGAAAUAUUG